AGGAAGUUCCAAAUCCGUCCACUGAGCUAACCAGACGCUGUACUCGGAAGCUAAUAUUUCAUGUUGGCUUUUUAAAAAUUAAUUAACAAAGUGCAACGAUCGUUUUGUUAAGCAGGGUGUCAUUUAAUAUAGAAAACAACAGCGUCGUUUGUUUUUGUAUCCCCGGGUUUUGCUACAAAGCAGUAUUAGAGUUUGUUUUCAGGAGCUAGCUAACAGGCUAACAGCACUUUGUUUUGAUUGUAAACGUGAACAGUAACGUUGAAGGUGUGUGGACUCAAAGUACAUACGAGGAAAGGUUUAUAUGCACCCUUGUAAGGACAUAGUUUUAUGUGAUCGACGACAGACUAGUGGAGGGUUAAUGUAAAUGUAUGUAAUGUACCAGCUAGCUUGUUGUUUCAGGUAAACGUCAAACGGUGGUCGUCUAACUUGAGCUCACGUUUUCUCUGUGUGGGGUCAUAGGACCGGCUCGGGUUAGUCAUCGUGGACGUCUGGUGAGCUUAAUAAAGCUCUCGGUGAUCCGGAUCCAAUGCGUGGGAUGAUGGGGACCCAGAGCAGUCCUGUCAAGAGUUACGAUUACCUCCUGAAGUUUCUCUUGGUGGGAGACAGCGACGUAGGUAAAGGAGAGAUCUUAGAGAGUUUACAAGACGGAUCAGUGGAGUCUCCCUAUGCAUACAGCAGCGGCAUUGAUUACAAAACAACCACGAUUCUGCUGGACGGAAGAAGAGUGAAACUUGAGUUGUGGGACACAUCGGGGCAGGGGAGAUUCUGCACAAUCUUCAGGUCGUACUCUCGUGGAGCCCAGGGCAUCCUGCUGGUCUAUGACAUCACUAACGGAUGGUCGUUUGAUGGCAUCGAUCGCUGGAUCCGGGAAAUUGACGAGCACGCCCCAGGUGUACCCAGGAUCUUAGUGGGCAACAGGCUUCACCUGGCUUUCAAGCGGCAGGUGCCAACGGAGCAGGCGAGGGCUUAUGCAGAGAAGAACAGCAUGACUUUCUUCGAGGUCAGUCCGCUGUGCAACUUUAACGUCAUCGAGUCCUUCACAGAACUUUCACGCAUUGUGCUGAUGAGGCACGGGAUGGAGAAAUUCUGGAAGCCCAACAGAGUCUUCAGCCUCCAAGAUCUGUGCUGCCGUUCAAUCGUGUCCUGCACUCCCGUGCACCUUAUCGACAAACUGCCCCUCCCUGUGGCCAUCAAGUCCCACCUGAAGUCUUUCUCCAUGGCCAACGGCAUGAACGCAGUCAUGAUGCAUGGACGCUCCUACUCGGUGGCCAACAGCGCAGCCUCAGGCGGUGGCAGUGGCAGCAAAGCAAACAGUCUCAAACGAUCAAAGUCAUUCAGGCCUCCACAGAGUCCUCCAAAGAACUCAUCAUCGUCCUCUAAAGGGAACUGUAAGAUUUCAUAGUGAAGGAGCAGACUCAUGGUUUCCUUCACGAGGCCAGGAUUUAAGGUGUCAUUGCUCCAAGGGGUCGUCGGGCAACCGAGGAGCGUGGAGAGCCAACAGGAAUCUUCUCCAGGGAUGGAAAUAGCAGUGAAAUGACUGACCUCUGGAACUGUCUUGGGUGGUUGGAUCGGCUUCUGUUCUCUUUGCACUUACUGGUGCCAUCUUGUGGAUGUCUGUUUACCUGUACUCCUUUCUACAGAGACUCACUGUGAUCAAGUUCUACAAGGUUUCGCUGGGACCAACAGAUGUGAAUCAAGGAUUAUAACUCUCCUGAAAACACUACAAACGAGUGGAGGGACAUUAGCCUGCUUUAUUGGGAAAUGGACGACUAACGUAUUUAAAAAUGGAUUUGAAGUUGUAAAUAAGCUGCGUGUGCUCCAUGUUCUGGUCUGUGUUUGGUAAUUGAUCUUUGAGAGGAGCUUUUUUUAUGCUUGUUAUGUCUUGAAUGUUUGGGAUACGUGCUUUUCUCUGCAACUUAUUUGUCUUCUGUGUAAAUUUCCCUUUGCAACCUCAAGGGUGCUGAGCUGCUUAUUUAAAACUCCGAUUAGCUUUAAAUAAGGCUGGCUUCAAUUGAAUGUCAUACGAAGAGCAGGGCUAGAUUCCCAAACAGAUCUGUACUAGACUUGAGAAAUGUUUGUGACAAUAAUCAAUGUCUAGCAUGAGGAUACUGUCCAGCAAAGUCGAGCCAAGUUUGGUUGUUUUUUUUAGACUUCCUACGGUGUCCUUAAAUCCCAGCACCAAAUAAAUGGACCCUCGGUCACCAUCAAUCUUUGGUUUGAACGCUCUGUUUACUUUCUCAGGCCAUUUCUGCCUCUUAAUCUAAUAUCCUCAGUUGUAUCAUCACUCUAACCGUCAACAGCAUCUGUUUAAUUCUUCCCACUCUCUGUGCAGUUCAGAGAUUGUUUGGUGCUGAUAAAGAAACCUUUUACAAAGUGAUGUACAGAUUGUUUGCUCAGUCACGGCGGUUUGCUUUCAGAAAGUGCUGCAGCUGUGUCUUGGUUCAUUUGUAAACCGUGUGUGGUGAGGAUGGUAUUUUAAUUGGACUGUUUUUUGGAUCUGUAUUUUCUAUGUAUUUAUGAAUGUAAAACAAUAAUCAUCUUCUACUCUUCUGCGGCCAUGUGGUAAAAAAAAAAAAAAUGGAAUUCAAAGAAUCUGAGGUGGAAAUGAUUGGUUAUAUUUGCUGCUUUGAUAUUUUUUAUUGAACGUUGCAUCUCGUUGGGAGAACGUGUAGUUUUUAACGCUCAAGCUAACUUGUAUUCUCUAAGGGGUGAGAUGGCAGGAGGAAAUGUAUUGUGGGUAUUUGUUGGUUAACAAUGCUGAACCAUGUUAUGCCAGAUCCACUUGGACACUUCAGAAUUUACACAGCAAGUCUUGUUUUAAAAAUAAAAUGUGUUUCUUUAAAUCUCCUGUGAGGAACUUUUGGCAUCUUUCAAUAUUGCUGCCCCCCUGCGGUGCACAGUGGUACCUCUCAUCUCCAGUUUUACGUGAAGUUCCAAGAAGUAUCUUAUCAAGUGUAUCACUCAGUGAGACUCUUUUCAGUGGAAAAUGUGAACAAAGGCUGUUUCUGCAGGGAGCAGUUUAUCACUUUGUCUUUCCCCCGCAGUGAUUUCAGGCAUUAAUAAUAACUGUGUAGGAAUUGUCCGUCACUCUUCUGAUGCUCUUAUUUGCUUUUGGAGCUCAUUAAGAAACCUCAAUAUACAUUUCAGUCUGUUUCAUAACAAGCUCCAUUGAUUCCCUAUCAAUCGUUGCUUUGCUUUCCACCUCAGGUUGACAUGAGCUCCAUGUCCACUCUAACAUUCCCAGUGUCAUGGCUGUAGGGCCGUGAUAAGCUCAUCAAUGGCAUACAGAUGUGGUGCAUGUUUUCUUCUGGGGUCUGAUUUCUGUAGAGUAUUGAGAGAUCUGUAUAGAAGUCUAACAAUACUGUUAAGCACUAAGUGUAAACUUUGAAUAAUGAUUGUUGCUGUCAGAGCGGUGUGCCCACAGGUUUGUACGGGAUCAAUAAUAACUUUUGUCUGCAUUGCAAACAGUCAGCCAUCACAAUAAAGGGUGAAACUUCAA
This is a messenger RNA of Labrus bergylta (ballan wrasse), 3499 nucleotides long. The record is from RefSeq and is a predicted model, not a curated record. Lineage: Eukaryota; Metazoa; Chordata; Actinopteri; Labriformes; Labridae.